Messenger RNA from Paramecium tetraurelia, 471 nucleotides. RefSeq lists its product as uncharacterized. The record is from RefSeq and is a predicted model, not a curated record. Lineage: Eukaryota; Ciliophora; Oligohymenophorea; Peniculida; Parameciidae. The transcript has 2 exons.
AUGAGCUUUAAUAAUCAAAACUAUAUGUAUGAAGAAUUCAAGGUGGAAGAAAUAUAAUUUAUACCUUAAAUAAGAUAAGCUAAGUCUAUUGUUGCCAAUCCAAACAAAAUUAAUAAAAAGUUUUUGUAUCAAUUUAAUUAAGAUAUUCGAUUUGUUCAUUUUGCUUAGCCUAUUAAGAAAACGAAGAUAAUACCCCCUAUUAAUGCAAGAAUAUCACUUGUGGUAAAUUUGUUAAAAUGCCUGUCCAAUAUGAAGUGUUUCAAUGUACCACUUGUUAUGCAAAUAUUCUGCAUCAACCUUAAAGCUCAAUAAUUUGUUCAUAGUGCAAGAAAGUAGUAAAGUGGUCCGAUUAAUUAUUAAAUUAGGCUUCCUAAUUAUCUUAAGGCAUAAAAAAACAAAAUUGAAGGUUAUUGUAUUUUGUAAUUCUUAUUAAUCAUUUAAACAUAGAAUUCUAAUUUUUGGAAUUUUUGA